AUGUCUUUUAGAGUCAAGACUUUUAGGAUCAAGAGAUUCCUGGCCAAGAAGCAAAAGCAGAAUCAUCCCAUUCCCCAAGUGAUUCACAUGGAAAUUGGUAAAGUAAGUUACCAUCUCAGGAGGAGACAUUGGAGAAGAACCAAACUGGGCAUAUAG
Molecule: messenger RNA, 156 nt
Organism: Orycteropus afer afer
Lineage: Eukaryota; Metazoa; Chordata; Mammalia; Tubulidentata; Orycteropodidae
Source: RefSeq, a predicted model, not a curated record